This is a messenger RNA of Dipodomys ordii (Ord's kangaroo rat), 891 nucleotides long. RefSeq names its product chromosome unknown open reading frame, human C16orf78. Lineage: Eukaryota; Metazoa; Chordata; Mammalia; Rodentia; Heteromyidae. The transcript has 5 exons. The coding region runs from base 1 to 891 and encodes 296 amino acids. The record is from RefSeq and is a predicted model, not a curated record.
AUGCAGGGAGCAAAAGCGCAGGAGAAAGUUCCAAGGCUUAGCAGAGACUUCACGUCCCAGGCCCCAGUGGACAUCAAGAGCAUGAUGCCCACGGAGAGGAAGUCUAUGUGGAGGACGGCGGAGGAGAGGCGGAUGUCUGAUCUCACCCGUGUGCUGGAGUGGAUGGAGCGGAGGUGGGGAAAGAAGAAGCGAUCCUUGCAGAGGCAAAAGGCCAAUGAGGAAUUCUUUAAAGUAGAUAAGGAAGAUAAGAAAACCAAAGCCAGCCAGAAGAAGCAAGGAGAGACCCAAAGGGUGUCAUUCCAGGGAGAGCAAACUCUGAAAAUGGCUGUUUGGGUCAGCUUCUGUAACUGGGUACCUUCUCCUACUCCCUACAAGGACACAAGGCAAAAACCCACCAAGAGAAGAGAGUCCAAGUACUCCAAGACGCUCGGAGUGGAACCGCUGGGCAAGCAAAUGAAUAUAAACCUGAGCAAAGAUGGCCAGAGGAAGUCUGACUUAGACAUCAAGGAUGCAAUUGCUCUGGAGUCCACUCAGCGGCCAUACCGUCGGCAAAGCUCAGCCGUGGACCCCAUAUUGCAGGAUGGCAUAUUUAGUGGCCGCAGGGUGAACAUCAUGAGAGACUGGGCCACCAAGACCCCGGACACCACCUAUGAGCGCAGGCUGAAAAGCCUCAUGGACAAAGGCACGGAGCCCAAGAUUGAGAAUGUGAAGAUGCUGAAGCCAGAGGAGGUGCUGAGCUGCCGAUACCUGCGGCUGUCCAAGAACAACAUUCGCACCCUGCUAAAGCUCUGCAAAGAUGUGGGAAUGGACGUGGACAUCCACCCCCACAUGGUGGAGGCAGAGAUAGACGCCAAGAAAGUGUUCGACACGAGGCCCAGCAUAGCCCUCUAG